Didymella exigua CBS 183.55 is the source of this 946-nucleotide messenger RNA. RefSeq lists its product as uncharacterized. The transcript has a single exon. NCBI's taxonomy places the organism in Eukaryota, Fungi, Ascomycota, Dothideomycetes, Pleosporales, Didymellaceae. The annotation marks the transcript as partial. The record is from RefSeq and is a predicted model, not a curated record.
GCCUGGUACAAAACGUUUACCUGUGAGCUUGUGCUGGCCGCGUUCAAAGCCACAGGCAUCUCACCACUAGACCCACCUAUUAUACUUAAUAGGUUCAAGAACAAGCAAAGCGAGCUUCCGCGAACUCCAUCUCUGUUACUCAACGUCAACAGGAUUGCAAUAGAACAGUUUUGCAACGCAACAGUGAAGGACCCUACAAGUUAUGAGGCAAGGAAGCUAGUUCGCACGUUGAACUACUUAGCAGCUCGCAACUCACUUCUAGAGGUAGAAAACGAAGGCCUCUGCAACCAAAUUGACACCCGAAAGACCUCUCAGAGGUACCGCCAAGCCCUGCCACUGCAGGCCUCCAAGUCCUAUACUUCUAACGCGAUGUUGUGGUCUCCAACGAAGGUGGAUGAAGCCCAGGCUCAACUACGUCAAAAUACCCACCAACAGGCUGAGGAAACUGCUGCAAAGGCUCGCAGGAAGGCAGACGCAGCCGAGAAGAAGGUUCGAGAUGAGCGAGAGAAGGAGCGGCAGAAGGUGGAACGAGCGAGGGCAAAGGAAGAGAAAGCCCUUAGGACGGCCGCUGAGAAGGCCGAGAAACAACGAAAAAAACAAGAGAGCAACGCUGCCAAAUCUAUCCAAUUAUCUCAAACAGGCAAGCGCAAGGCCUCAAACAAGCCUCCUCCAGAGCCAGCAGCCAAAAAACAGCGUGUGCGUGGAGGUACUCGCGUCGUAGUUGACGCGUCGCCGUCUCCGGCACCUCCACCAGUUACUACACGCAGCGGCCGCACAACACGUCCAAAUAAGAAGUGGCAACAGGGCAAGCACCGUAGUACUCAAUAGAUUAUUACUACAAAAAAUCUCAAUAUAAUAGCUUUUGCGUGUGGCUGUAUAACCUCAUUUUUGUGGUUGCCAAAAGUCGUUUUCGCGUGCACAAGAUGAAAACGUGCACGAGGUGCAC